This is a messenger RNA of Sphenostylis stenocarpa, 1329 nucleotides long. NCBI's taxonomy places the organism in Eukaryota, Viridiplantae, Streptophyta, Magnoliopsida, Fabales, Fabaceae. The record is from the annotation of a GenBank genome assembly.
AUGGGAAGCACACACUUGUUUCUCAAAGAUAAAUCGGUUCCUUUCACAAAGAGAUUUGUUUUCUUCAGCUUCUAUGUUCUGCUUCCUGUAACUCUGCUUUCUGCAUAUCUCUACCUUCUCUCCCUUACUACACAAUCCACCACCUACCACCCUUCUCUUUCUUCCCCUCCCCCAUUUUCUUCUCAUCCUCCUCUGCCUUCAUCGUCUCCUUCUUUUUCUACAGAAAAGGACAAAGUUUACCAUCACUCAUGUGACUACUCUAAUGGUGAUUGGGUCCAUGAUGAAAGUGGUCCUUUAUACAAUGUAACUACGUGUGGUACAAUCAAAGAGAGUGAGAAAUGCAUCUCUAAUGGAAGGCCUGACUUGGGCUAUCUCUAUUGGAGAUGGAAGCCCAACGAGUGCAGUCUUCCAAGGUUUGAACCUCUCACUUUUCUCCACCUUGCUCGGAACAAACACAUAGCAUUUAUAGGGGAUUCACUUGCCAGGAACCAACUAGAGUCUCUUCUUUGCAUGUUAGCCACUGUUUCAACCCCAAACCUUGUCUACAAAAGUGCCAACGACAACAAAUUUCGUCGUUGGUACUUCCCAUCUCACAAUGCGAACUUCUCCUUGUAUUGGUCACCUUUUCUUGUGCAAGGUGUUGAAAGAUCAAACGAAGGGCCUUAUUACAACACCAUGCAUUUGGAUCAUGUUAAUGAGAGGUGGGCAAGGGAUUUAGAUUGGUUUGACACGAUUGUGGUGUCAUUAGGGCAUUGGUUUUUGCUUCCUUCUGUUUACUACGAGGCUGGUUCUGUCAUAGGUAGCCUAAAUUGUCCUCAUCUGAAUCAUACUCAGAUGGAUUUUUACCUUCCAUUAAGGAAGGUUCUGAGGACUACUCUCAGUAGCAUAAUUGAGAGAAAGAGGAGUAAAGGAAAGAGUGAAGUAGAUGUUAUAGUGAAGACAUUUUCACCAGGUCAUUUUGAAGGUGAUUGGAAUAAGGCUGGAACUUGUUUGAAGACUAAGCCUUAUAAGAAGGAGGAGAAGGAAGUAGAAGGUAUGGAAGCUGAGAUGAGAAAGAUUGAGAUAGAAGAAGUGGAGAAUGCAAAGAAAAAAGCUAGUGAAUUUGGAGGGGUUAGAUUAGAGGUGCUUGAUGUAACAAAAUUGGCUUUGUUGAGACCAGAUGGUCAUCCUGGUCCUUACAUGAAUCCUUUCCCAUUUGCUAAUGGUAAUGGGGUUCCAGAACCUGUGCAAAAUGAUUGUGUUCAUUGGUGCUUGCCGGGACCUAUAGACACAUGGAAUGAGAUUUUUCUAGAUAUCAUGAAAAAAUGGGAGCAACAUAGAAAAAUCUGA